Medicago truncatula (barrel medic) is the source of this 1439-nucleotide messenger RNA. RefSeq names its product GDSL esterase/lipase At5g22810. The coding region runs from base 167 to 1225 and encodes 352 amino acids. Gene Ontology annotation, molecular function: lipase activity. The transcript has 5 exons. Gene Ontology annotation, biological process: lipid metabolic process. NCBI's taxonomy places the organism in Eukaryota, Viridiplantae, Streptophyta, Magnoliopsida, Fabales, Fabaceae. The record is from RefSeq and is a predicted model, not a curated record.
GCAACUUUUGCUACACACUGCAGGCUACAGCUUUAAUGCACAAGACCAUCUUUUUCUCAGAUCAGCAUUUCCCAAUACUUUAAAUCAAUCUACAAAACCUUUCUCUUUCUCUCACUUUCUCUCUGAAAAAACUCAUUGCUGAAAAAGAUUUGAAAAGAGAAAAAAAAUGGAACAUAUUUCAACUUAUAAUUUCUUGACAUUUUUGCUUCUGUUUGUAGUGUUCAAUGUGGUUAAAGGACAGCCUCUUGUUCCUGCAUUGUUCAUAUUUGGAGAUUCUGUUGUUGAUGCAGGAAAUAACAAUAACUUAUACACAAUUGUUAAAUCAAACUUCCCUCCUUAUGGAAGAGACUUCAACAAUCAAAUGCCAACAGGAAGGUUUUGUAAUGGAAAACUUGCAGCAGAUUUUACAGCUGAAAACCUUGGAUUUACUACUUAUCCACCAGCUUACCUCAACUUACAGGAAAAAGGAAAAAACCUGUUAAAUGGUGCCAACUUUGCUUCUGGUGCUUCUGGCUACUUUGAUCCUACAGCCAAGCUUUAUCAUGCAAUCUCAUUGGAGCAGCAGCUGGAACACUAUAAAGAAUGCCAGAAUAUAUUGGUAGGAGUAGCAGGGAAAUCAAAUGCUUCAUCAAUUAUUUCUGGUGCUAUAUAUCUUGUUAGUGCUGGGAGCAGUGACUUUGUUCAAAAUUAUUACAUAAAUCCUCUACUUUACAAGGUUUUUACUGCUGAUCAAUUCUCAGAUAUUCUCAUGCAACACUAUACCAUUUUCAUUCAGAAUUUGUAUGCACUUGGGGCAAGGAAAAUUGGUGUAACAACCUUACCUCCAUUGGGUUGCCUGCCAGCAGCCAUCACUCUCUUUGGCUCUCACAGCAAUGAAUGUGUGGACAGGCUAAACAAUGAUGCUCUUAACUUCAACACUAAGCUAAACACCACAUCACAGAACUUGCAAAAAGAGCUUAGUAACCUCACAUUGGCUGUCCUUGAUAUCUACCAACCUCUCCAUGACCUUGUCACUAAGCCUACAGAAAAUGGGUUUUAUGAAGCAAGGAAGGCUUGUUGUGGAACUGGCUUGAUAGAGACAUCUAUAUUGUGCAAUAAGGACUCCAUAGGAACGUGUGCGAAUGCAACUGAAUAUGUAUUCUGGGACGGUUUUCAUCCCUCUGAGGCUGCAAAUAAGGUUUUGGCUGAUGAUUUGCUAAUUUCUGGCAUCUCUCUCAUAUCCUAAUCCAACAUUUUUUUCGAUCCCUAGCAACUUUAUUAAAAUUAUUAUUAUUAUUAUUUUACUUUUAUGUGUUAUGUGUGGCUGCUGCUGUUGUUAAAUGCGUUUGGCUCAUGUAUAAGGAGCUUGAAUAUGAUUAAUUAUAAGCUAGGUUUUCCAUUAUUGUAAUAAGACCAAUGUUCUUGAGAGCUUUCUGUAAAUUUUCUGUUUGAGUGUUCAA